AUGAACUUCAUCAAGAAUUGCUGGAAGGAGAUUGGUAUGGAAUUCACUGCAGUUGUGAUGGGGUUCUUCCAAAGUGCUACGCUACCAACUGAUGCGAAUAUCACAUGGGUGACGCUUGUUCCGAAGUUUAUCAGGGCUAAGGAGAUCAAGGAUUUCCGGCUGAUUAAUAUGGUGGGGUGUGUGUAUAAGGUGAUUUCGAAGAAGAUGGGGUUCGGCCACAGAUGGAGGACUUGGGUGAAGGAGUGUGUUAGUACGGCCACUAUGUCAGUCCUGGUUAACGGGUCGCCUUCCAAGCCGUUCAACAUGGAGAGGGGCCUCAGACAAGGAGACCCUCUGUCUCCUCUUCUGUUUGUGCUUGUGGUCGAUGUUCUGCAUAGGAUGUUGGGGAAAGCAGUCAAGAAUGGGCGUAUCGCUCCGUUACUGGUCGGGGGAGAUUGUAUCGAAUUGUCACACCUACAGUUUGCAGAUGAUACUAUAUUAUUUUGUCCUCCAGAGACAGAGACAAUUGUGAAUUAUAAGAGGCUGUUGAGGGCGGUGGCUGACAAGCUGAUUGCGUUACAGAGGAGCUUUAUGUGGUGUAAGGAGGACGGUAAUUAUGGUAUCCCUUUAGUUAAGUGGGAGGUGGUACAGGCCUCGAAAAAGGCUGGGGAUUUGGGAGUUGGGGAUGCAGUUCUUAGGAACACGGCCCUUUUGUUUAAGUGGUGGUGGCGGUUUUCAAAGGAGGAUUUCCCUUUGUGGAAGAAGAUUGUUUGCUCGUGUAACAGAUUGAAUCUGCAUGUAAUGCUUGCAAAUCAGAAUCUACCGGUAAAAGGAGGCCCCUGGAAGGACAUCUGUCAGUUGAAUGUAAAAGAGCAGAGGGUGAAGGAAAAAAUGAUUAGUGGCCUGGCGAUGGAAGUAGGGAACGGAAGGAGAACACUCUUCUGGGAAGAUAACUGGGUCCAAGGUGGCCCCCUGAAAGCGAUUUUUCCAAGGCUCUUCUCUAUUUCAAACCAGCAGGGAUCUGUGAUUAGGGAGUGUGGAUUUUGGGAUGGGUUACAUUGGGUUUGGAAUUUUCAGUGGAGGAGAGAUUUGUUCCAAUGGGAAUUGGAACUUGUCCAUCAUCUUCAUGAGAGAUUAAGGCCAGUAAAGCUAUCAAAUGGUAGAGAGGAUAAUGUUGUUUGGAAGUUUGAUCAUAAAGGUAUUUUUUCUACUAACUCUUUUCUGCAGGUAUGGUGUGCGUGGUUGAAGGCUUGGGAUAGAGAUUGGACUAUUCCUGGCACCAUGAAAGAACUGUUUGAGAGUUGGACCACCAUGCACUCUAGGAAAGAAACACAGAAGACUUGGCUGACUGGGUUCUUUGCAGUGAUCUGGAACGCCUGGUUAGAGCGCAAUGUGAGAAUUUUCAAGAAUAAAGAAACAGGUGUUGAUAUCAUAAAGAGAAAGACGUUUUUGAGCUACAAAGAAUGGACUGAUAGUGAUCCUUUUGGUUGUUGA
Messenger RNA from Arachis ipaensis, 1473 nucleotides. The record is from RefSeq and is a predicted model, not a curated record. Lineage: Eukaryota; Viridiplantae; Streptophyta; Magnoliopsida; Fabales; Fabaceae.